AUAUAAUAAUAUAAUAAUAUUACUUAAUACACCCCUCUUCAUACUAACAUCAAUAUUUCUACACCCUAACCUAACCUUUCUCACCUAUAUAUACAACCUAUAGUUUCACCAUUUUCUCAUCAUUCUUUUUCUUGUUAUGUAGGUUUCGUUUUCAUAUUAUCAUGAGCAAUAUCCCAAAAUCUCUCACCGACUCUUCCUUAACCCUCUUCAAUCUCACCAUUUCUUCUUCCGAUCCUUGGCCUUUCUCUUUUGUUUUCUUAUAACACAGAAAAUCAGUUCUUAACAACCUUGAAUACGCUUGUUAUUUUGUCCUUUUUAAUUUCUUCUUAAUUAUGGGGUUUAGUGGUAAUCACCCUCAUCAUCAUAAUUUGAGUUUUCAUUUGCAUAUUCCUCAUCUUCACUUUCAUCAAAACCAUGAAAAGAAUAAGGACAUUCCAAAAGGGUGUUUGGCAGUGAUGGUGGGACAAGGAGAGGAGCAACAAAGGUUUGUGAUUCCAGUGAUUUACAUCAACCAUCCAUUGUUUAUGCAGUUGCUGAAAGAAGCUGAAGAAGAAUAUGGAUUUGCUCAGAAAGGACCCAUCACCAUUCCUUGCCACAUAGAACAGUUUCGCACCGUCCAAGGAAUGAUUGAUAUGGAAAAAUCUCAUCACCAUCAUCACCAUGCUUGGUGUUUCAAAGUUUGAUUCAAUAUUAUUAUUAUUAUCAUUAUUACUAUCUAUUUACACUUUUAUGUAUUUUUUGUAUGUCAAUAUUCUCCAAUGAUGGAUCUUAAUUAGUAGAAUUAUAAUUUGGAGUAUAUUGUUUGAUAUGAAUGUAAAUUGGAAAGUAUUGAAAGAGAAUCAUAUUGUUGUAUGAGUAUUAA
This is a messenger RNA of Lathyrus oleraceus (garden pea), 862 nucleotides long. Its product is annotated as auxin-responsive protein SAUR32. The transcript has a single exon. The record is from RefSeq and is a predicted model, not a curated record. Gene Ontology annotation, biological process: response to auxin. Bases 333 to 683 code for a protein of 116 amino acids. NCBI's taxonomy places the organism in Eukaryota, Viridiplantae, Streptophyta, Magnoliopsida, Fabales, Fabaceae.